Messenger RNA from Tachyglossus aculeatus (Australian echidna), 2920 nucleotides. RefSeq names its product A-kinase anchoring protein 4 (gene AKAP4). The record is from RefSeq and is a predicted model, not a curated record. Gene Ontology annotation, cellular component: sperm principal piece; cytoplasm; sperm fibrous sheath. Gene Ontology annotation, molecular function: protein kinase A binding. Lineage: Eukaryota; Metazoa; Chordata; Mammalia; Monotremata; Tachyglossidae. Gene Ontology annotation, biological process: intracellular protein localization.
AUGCCAGCUGGCCUUUGGUCCAGUAGGAGGGUAUGGAGGGUUGAGGGAAGAAGCAACAUCCCAAGUCAGCCUGGCAGGGUCACCUCAGCAGCCAAAUUGACGAGAAGAUUAUCCUACGGUCCCGAGCAGAAGCCUCCAGUGACGUUGGAAAGAUGGCUGACGACAUUGACUGGUUACACAGCCGCAGGGGAGUGUGUAAGGUAGACCUCUACAGCCCCACCGGUCAACAAGACCAGGACCGUAAAGUGAUCUGCUUUGUCGAUGUGUCCGCCCUAAACAUAGAAGAGAAAGAUCCCUCUUCCAAGGACAAUGCUGGUUCCAACUCAGAGGGAGACCUGGACCUGGAGAACUUAGAGGAUAAGGAAAUCAUUGUGAUCAAGGACACAGAGAAACAGGAUCAGUCUAAGACCGAGGGAUCGGUGUGCCUCUUCAAACAAGCCCCCUCGGACGCCAUCAGCGUCCUCAACUGGCUCCUCAACGACCUGCAGAAAUACGCCCUGGGCUUCCAGCACGCCCUGAGCCCCUCGGCCUCCAGCUGCAAACACAAAGUGGGCAACGCGGUCGGGGAGGGCGGCCACUACGGCCGCUCCUCUCACGGCGGCAACUGCUACAGCGUCUACGCGGACGAGCUGAGCCUGGAUCUGAACAGGCCCCACUGCCGGAGCUACGAGAUGGCGGCGGCCAAGAACACGAACAACAACCAGAGCCCCUCCAGCCCCUCGGCCAAGUCGCCCAGCUUCCAGAGGGCCCACGCCAGCCCCGAGGGCGAGUGCUCCAUGGAUGACCUCUCGUUCUACGUCAACCGGCUCUCCUCCCUGGUCAUCCAGAUGGCCCGCAAGGAGAUCAAGGAGAAGCUGGAGGGCGGAGGCAAGUGCCUGCACCAGGCCAUCUACGCCUCCACCAGCGGGGAACGGGGCAACAAGAACGGCCCCCGCAGCGCCGUCAGCAAGAUCGCCUCCGAGAUGGCCCACGACGCCGUGGAGAUGACCUCGGCCGAGAUCCGGGGCCCCGGCGAGCAGCCCGGCGACGAGCAGCCCAGGGAGGAGGGCGGGGUCCCCCGCAAGACCUUCCUCUACGGAGAGGUGUCCAAGAAGGGCGGCCACAAAGGCGGGGACAAGCAGAUGUGCCAGUCGGGCAGCAAGGAGUUCGCUGACUCCAUCAGCAAGGGCAUCAUGGUCUACGCCAACCAGGUGGCCUCCGACAUGAUGCUGUCCGUCAUGAAGACCCUGAGGGUCCAGAGCUCGGGCAAGUCCCCCAUCCCGGCCUGCGUGGUCCUGAAGAAGGUCUUGCUCAAGCACACCAAGGACAUCGUGUCCGACCUCAUCGACUCGUGCAUGAAGAACCUGCACAACAUCACCGGAGUCCUGAUGACCGACUCGGACUUCGUCUCGGCCGUCAAGAGGAACCUGUUCAAGCAGGGGAAGCAGAACGCCGCCGACAUCAUGGAAGCCAUGCUCAAGCGGCUGGUCAGUGCCCUCCUCGGGGAGAAGAAGGACCAGUCCAAGUCCGGGAGCCUGGCCUACGCCUCGCUGAAGGCCGGCUCCCACGACCCCAGGAGCAAGAACCAGAGCCUGGACUACACCGUCAUGAAGGCCGAGAUGAAGGGCAAGGACAAGGACAAGGGGAAGCCCGGCCAGAACAAGUUGCUGACCUCCGCCGAGAAGGUCGGGGAGCACAUCCUCAAGGAGAGCCUGACCAUGUGGAACCAGAAGCAGCAGGGCCAGCAGGGCCCGCAGGGCAAGGGCCAAGGCAAGAGCGGCUACGGGCGGGAGGAGAAGCGGGAGAAGAUCAGCCCGUCCACCGACUCUCUGGCCAAGGACCUCAUCGUCUCGGCCCUCAUGCUGAUCCAGUACCACCUGACCCAGCAGGCCAAAGGCAGGGACUCGCUCGAGGACGACCAGUCGGGCGGCUCCGCCGUGGGCUACUCGGCCCAGGGCGCCCACUACGAGAAAUCCGGCUCCAACCAGAGCGCCAAGGCGCUCUCCAUGAAGCACCUGGAGGCCACCCGGAACGGCCCCCACGCCGGCCCCUCCAACCAGCCCUCCAAGGAGGCCCAGAUGGACACCCACAAGCUGGACAUCUCCAACCUGGUGCUGGCCGUCAUCCAGAAGCUCCUGAGCGACAACUUCAACAUCGACGGGGACCAGGCGGAGACCGAGAGCCGACGCUCCGACCCCCACCCCCCCAAGGUCACCUCGCUCACCAAGAGGGGCGAGCAGGAGCAUCAGGAGAUCGACUUCGUCAGCGGCAUCAAGCAGGUCAACCGGCAGUUCGUCGACCAGCUGGUGGAGUCCGUCAUGAAGCUCUGCCUCAUCAUGGCCAAGUACAGCAACGGCGCCGGCCUCCCGGAGGCCGACGACGCGGCCGUGGGCUACCGCGGCUCGCACUGCGACUCGGUCGUCCCCGGCCACUGUCAAGACGCGCCCGGGCCCGAGGUCAUCGUCAACAACCAGAACUCCACCGGAAACUUGCAGAAGCAGCUGCAGGCCGUCCUCCAGUGGAUCGCCGCCUCCCAGUUCAACGUGCCCAUGCUCUACUUCAUGGGCGACGACGAGGGGCUUCUGGAGAAGCUUCCCGAAGUUUCAGCCAAAGCCGCCGAAAAGGGGUACAGCGUCGGGGACCUCCUCCAGGAGGUCAUGAAAUUCGCCAAGGAAAGACAACUGGACGAUGCCGUGGGAAACAUAACGCGGAAACAACUGCUGGACUGGCUGCUUGCCAACCUGUGAACUCGCCCCCACUCCUCCUCUCCACGUUCCUCCCUCCGGCUACGGCCCCAACCUAACCGGGGCGUCCCCCUCCGCUCGACCGCUCUCGUGCCACCGCCGGGGUCCUGUGCCAUGCGAUAGCACUGGGCAUGUCAUGGUGGCGGGGCCGGGGGGCAACAACACGGCUGGCAAGACCGCGAAUAAAAACGCUGCGC